CAAUCAGAAACCCUCAAAAACAUAUUAAGAACAGUAUGGGUUCAGAAAAAACUAUUGACUGCCCAUCCGUGAAACACCCAAGUCACAAUCAUCCGCUGUGGGUCUUCAAAUCCCAAGAAGAAGAUGAGAUCAUUUGCUCUGGAUGCGAGCUUGACCUCACCGGACAAGCUUUCAAGUGUAUGAAGAAAGACUGCGAUUACUUUUUGCACAAGUCAUGUUUCGACCUACCUGGUGAAAUUACUCACAAGUCUCAUCCUGACCACCCUUUAACUCUGCUUUAUUCCCCACCUUAUGGUCAGUCUUAUGGGUGUAAUGCGUGUGGUGAAUUGGGAUCCGGAUUCACUUACAACUGCUCUGAGUGCCAGUACGAUGUUCAUGUGGGAUGUGCUUUUAUCCCCGAGACCGCGGAGCCUGAAGAUCAUGAACACCCACUCACUCUCCUUUACAACACACCAUGCAAAGGUCGUGAGGAUGGUGUUAUGUUCAUAUGUGAUGUUUGUGAAGAAGAUAUGUCGGAGGAUCUUUGGGUUUAUUACUGCAAAGAAUGUGAUUAUGGGACGCAUGUGCAAUCUUGCGAGGCAUCAAAGUUGAAUUCGUUGAUAUUAGCUAAUUAUGCGAUGACCGGGAUGCAUCUCCAAAGAAGUAGGAAUGCGAUCAAUAAUUCUAUAAUGAAUUUACGGGGAUGA
This is a messenger RNA of Eutrema salsugineum, 686 nucleotides long. RefSeq lists its product as uncharacterized. NCBI's taxonomy places the organism in Eukaryota, Viridiplantae, Streptophyta, Magnoliopsida, Brassicales, Brassicaceae. Bases 36 to 686 code for a protein of 216 amino acids. The record is from RefSeq and is a predicted model, not a curated record. The transcript has a single exon.